AUGGUCGCGCCGACCGAUGGCCGUGAGAACGAUCCCCUGCAAAGAUGGAAAGGCGCGCCGAUCAUCUCGUGGGGCGUUGGCGGUACUAUUAUUACUUCGUUCCCCAAAAACGUACCACGUUACGGCAUGGGCUCAACAGCUCCGAUGAUCAUCCGCAGCCCUGGAGAGGUUCACGUUAAACAUGUUAAGGACAUUCAGCCGCUCGAAGAAAGGCUGGCAAAAUUCCCAGGACCCCUGCGUGGAAAGUCAAAGAAGAAAGAAACACUGGCCUGGUUAACCGCAGGCAUAGAGACGUUAGAGAGGGAGCUUCCCGAGGUUUCAUUCCAAACCCAGCUGUCCCAUGAGCACAAGCGUACCAUUGAGAGAGUGCUCCUCUGGAAAAUUCUCAGAGUCUUUGUUGAACACGAUGGCGUCUUGGAAGGCACUGCCGCAGUUGACAAGGCUGUCAGAGAAGUACUAGCUCCUGGUCUUUCCACCCCUGAAUCCGAAGGCGCGACGGGCUACGGUGCCGGUAUCAGUGGUGUCGAUGCACUCCAAGAGUCUUCUUCAACACAGAUGAAGGCUGAUGCCGUGGACUCGUCCGUUAUGGACCAGAUUCGAAAGCAUUUGCUGGUUGGUGACCGAGAAAAGGCGGUUUGGGUUGCUGUUGACAAGCGACUCUGGGGACAUGCCAUGUUGAUUUCCAACACUGUGUCCCCAGAUCUCUACAAGCAAGUUGCACAGGAAUUCGUCAGGAAAGAGGUCAACUACCCAGGGCACAACAAUGAGUCCAUCGCUGCUCUCUACAAGGUUCUCUCUGGAAACUAUGACGAUUGCGUCGAUGAACUGGUUCCCGCACACGCUCGCGCCGGCUUCCAACUUGUCAACACGGCCUCGUCUACCGGGCCGACCAAGGAUGCCACUGAAGGCCUUGACAAAUGGCGCGAGACUCUUGGACUGGUAUUGAGUAACAGAAGCCCUGAGGACAUUCGUGCUCUGAAUGCCCUGGGUAACUUGUUAUCCUCAUAUGGACGAGCCGAAGCCGCGCAUAUAUGUUUCCUCUUUGCCAGGAAAGCCACUGUCUUCGGGGGUCUGGACGAUAUUGCCUCAAACUUUGUCCUUGUUGGAGCGGACCACAAGACGCAGGGUGAGCAAUUCGCAAAGGAGACCGAGGCUUUGUUGUUGAGCGAGGUUUAUGAGUACGGCCUAUCACUCGCAGGUGGCUCAACCUUGUCCGUUGGCGUGCCACACUUGGCUGCGUAUAAAUUACAACACGCCAUGACACUCGCCGAGUAUGGCCUCCGCGACAAGGCGUUGCAAUACUGCGAGGCCCUUGCCACCUCCAUCAACGCUCAAACUAAGAGAUCUCCCUACCACCAUCCGAUCCUGGAGACAGCUGUAGAGAACCUCAGGACGAGACUCAGACAGGCUCCCAAGGAGGAAUCGUCUUCUUGGAUCCCCAAACCCAGUAUGAACAAGGUCUCGGAUACAGUUUGGAGCCGCUUCAAUAAGUUCGUUGCCGGCGAUGAGAAUGACGGCUCUGCCGCUGGCGCAUCCGCCGACGGCGGUAUGGAAUCCGGACCGUUUGCUCGUUUGGCAGGAGGCACUCCCACCAUUAGUCGAUCGCCAUCUGUAACGAACUUCGAACCCAUCUACGGAGCUGGUGCCCCGAGUUUCCCGGUGGGCUCUCCGCCUACCACGGCCCCGGUCCCCGCUACAAGGGCCGCGUCCCGAUAUGCGCCUGCCACAUCUCAAACACCUGCGCUUUCCAGCUCUUACGAACCUGGUUCUGGGUACACACCAGGCCCGGCUUCAGUCGGACGCUCAUCUAAUGAAUACUCCCGCAGUCCGUACGAACCUCGAACAUCGAUGGAUUCGCAACCUAGCUUCACAAAUGGUGGAUAUGUUCCUCAGACUUCUGCAGCGCCAUCGCAUAGUUACACCCCGCCUACUUACGGUAGUGGCCAAGAGACAACCACUUCUGCUCAUAUGCUGGCUGGUGCAGCUCUCACCCCUCCGGGGCAGUCGCCGAGAAAGUCGGCGUACCAAGGAUAUGAGCCCUAUGGCGCAAGCCAAGCUCCCACUGUCCCGGCAGCGGAGGCCCAGGCCCAAGAGCCAACGGAAAACAGUCAGCAGCCCAACCUGGCUAGCUCAGGCUACCAGCCACCUUUGUACGGAUAUGAGCCGCCGUCCAUGACACCUGAUGAUGUGAACGGGACACAAGCUCAGGAAUCCGGUGGCGCUGGCGGUUACGAGCCCCCCACUUACCAGCCGUACGGCUACGAACCCCCCUCGUACGACGCCGAACCCGAUAAUGACGAUGAAGCCUCCGAGAGCAAGCCGAAGUCCAAGAGUUUCAUGGAUGACGAUGACGAUGACGAUAUCCCUGCCCUCAAGGCGCUCAAGUCUCAAGACAAGAGUAAAUCCGACAAGGACAAGGAGAACGAAGAAAUGUUCAAGAAAGCGGCUGAAGAAGACGCCAAGCGAGCAGCAGCUCAGCAGCAGCAGAAGAAGGGAUGGGGUUUCACCAGCUGGUUUGGCGGCAAGAAGGAAGCCAGCCCCGAGCCUCAGCAGGGCAACAAACCUGUCAAGGCCAAUCUUGGUGAAUCCAGUAGCUUUGUAUACGACCCCGACCUCAAGCGCUGGGUGAACAAGAAGGCGGGCGCAGAAACUACUCCGGCAAAGACCGCAACACCGCCGCCGCCAAAGGCCGGUCCGAGAUCCAACACGGGCACGCCCCCGCCACCUCGCACCAUGACACCACCGAUGGGCCGGUCAAGCGCCCCCCCUGGGGGACCGCCGGGCCCGGCGCUCGCCAAGGCGUCGUCCCAGGAGAGCCUUGGUGUUCCUCCAGGACCGCGACCACCAGGCCUGAUGCGAUCGGUAUCGAGCACGAGCACUGGUGGACCUCUUGCCGGCCCCCCUAGCCGACCAGCGACAAGCAUGAGCAACGCCAGCAGCAUUGACGACUUGAUCAGUGCGGCAGGCCCGCGCAAGCCGGGAGCCAAGAAGGCGAAGAAGGGCGGCCGAUAUGUCGAUGUGAUGGCCAAGUAG
This is a messenger RNA of Colletotrichum spaethianum, 3033 nucleotides long. RefSeq names its product COPII coat assembly protein sec16. The transcript has 2 exons. Gene Ontology annotation, biological process: autophagy; Golgi organization; COPII vesicle coat assembly. Bases 1 to 3033 code for a protein of 1010 amino acids. The record is from RefSeq and is a predicted model, not a curated record. Gene Ontology annotation, cellular component: ER to Golgi transport vesicle membrane; endoplasmic reticulum exit site. Lineage: Eukaryota; Fungi; Ascomycota; Sordariomycetes; Glomerellales; Glomerellaceae.